Messenger RNA from Linum trigynum, 216 nucleotides. The record is from the annotation of a GenBank genome assembly. NCBI's taxonomy places the organism in Eukaryota, Viridiplantae, Streptophyta, Magnoliopsida, Malpighiales, Linaceae.
AUGCUGCAGAUCUGGAUCGUAAUCGAGGCUGUUCACCGCCAGAUGGUGGGCGUUGUGCGUCCACUUCCAUCACGCGAUGCUGAUCCCCGUGAGGCAGUUGCCGGCGAGGAGCUGGGCAAGACGCCGUAUACCACCAGCGAGAACAGGGCCGCCACGAUGGCGAGGGCCAAGACGGCGACAUGCCCUUUCUCUUCAUAUGUUCAUUUUCAUUUGUGA